This is a messenger RNA of Apiotrichum porosum, 1854 nucleotides long. RefSeq lists its product as uncharacterized. NCBI's taxonomy places the organism in Eukaryota, Fungi, Basidiomycota, Tremellomycetes, Trichosporonales, Trichosporonaceae. The coding region runs from base 1 to 1854 and encodes 617 amino acids. The record is from RefSeq and is a predicted model, not a curated record. Gene Ontology annotation, molecular function: L-amino acid transmembrane transporter activity. The transcript is spliced from 8 exons. Gene Ontology annotation, biological process: amino acid transmembrane transport. Gene Ontology annotation, cellular component: membrane.
AUGCCCCUCCACUCCCACUCGGAGGCGGCCUCCACGCCGCCCAGCCGCGUCCUCUCCCCCGUUUCAAGCGACGGUCAUGGCGGCAGUCGCUCGCCCACAGCUUCCUUGCGUGCGCUGGAAUUGGAACAAGGACCAGCAUAUGCCGGCGGGCAUGGUCUACAGCGCACGAACACGUUACUGUCUAUGGGCGGGUUCGAGUUUGAACAGACGCUCUUGCCGCUGAGUCUGUCGACGGCGGAAGGAGAUAUGUCGGGCGAGCAGCAUGUGGAGCAUAAACACGUCGGGCUUCUUCAUGGUAUGGCUCUUGUCGUGGGCAUGCAGGUCGGCUCGGGCAUCUUCUCGUCUCCUGGUGUCGUCAUAGACUCGGUUGGGAGCGUUGGCGCAAGUCUGGUCGUUUGGAUCGUCAGUGGUCUCCUCGCCUGGACUGGUGCAAGCUCCUUUGCCGAACUGGGUUGUGCGAUCCCUCUCAGUGGUGGAGCGCAGGCAUACCUCGCCUACUCGGUGAGCCACAACAACAUUGCGAAGCUGAUGCUAGUUUGGACCCAUGGCCUCGUAUCUCUACACCUGGUCGGCCGUGUCGGCGCUCAAGCCAGGAAGCUCGGCUAUCAUCGCUCUCAUCUUUGGUACUUCAACCGCAUGGUCUACCACGCCGUGACGGGCGAUACCGAAGCCACCGUCCCAGACUGGACGUUCAAGGUGACCGCUGCCGUGGCGAUUAUCCUCGUUUCGCUGCUCAACGUCAUUUCCCCCACCGCAGGAACCCACUCUGCAGUGGUGCUCACGACCAUCAAGAUUGGAUCCCUUGUCUUCGUCGCUGUCCUGGGUCUCAUCUGGUUUAUCCGCCACGGCGCUGGUCCUGCCUUUAGUGGCAACAUCUUUGCGGGCUCGUCCACGGAACCGGGGAGUUAUGCCAUUGCCCUGUACUCUGGCCUCUGGGCAUUCGACGGCUGGGAUCAGUGCAGUUUUGUCGGCGGCGAGAUGAAGAAUCCCAACCGCGAUCUUCCCCGCGCCCUCCACUCGUCCAUGACAAUUGUGUUGGUGCUCUUCCUCGCGGCUAACAUCUCCUACUUCAUCGUCCUGGACCCUGCUACUGUAGCAUCAUCGAAUACCGUCGCCCUCGACUUUGGGGCCAUGACUAUUGGCCGCUUCGGCGCUGUUGUGUUCAGCACCCUGGUCGCCAUCUCGUGUUUUGGAGCGUUGAACGGCGGCUUUUACACCACUGGAAGACUCAUCUACGCUGCGUCGAGGGACCAUUUCCUUCCCAAGCUCUUUUCGCGCCUCAGUCCCAAACGUCGUACUCCGGACAAUGCCAUGGCCCUCAAUGCAGGCCUGACAAUCUUCUUUGUCGUGUUUGGUGGCGGCUUCCGAAAACUGCUCAACUUCUUUUCGGUGACCUCGUGGACACUCUACCUUGCCACGGUUGUGGGUCUGCUGUACCUCCGCGUCAAGGAGCCACACCUCGACAGGCCGUACCGCACGUGGCUCUCGACACCUAUUAUAUUUUGUCUUGUCGCCAUGUUCCUCCUUCUCAUGCCCAUCUUUGCGGCGCCAUGGGAGGCACUGGCGGCGUUCAUCUUCAUGGCCACCGGUGUGCCAAUGUACUAUCUGACUGCUCGAUCACGUGCGCGGUCGUCGGGCAAGGGUUAUGCUCGCCUUGAUAACGAGGACGACGGAGUCCGUGCAACUCUAGGAACGGCCUGGGACUCUUUCCUGGACGACGUGGCCUACCUCCUCCCUCGCAAAUGGGGCGACGCCCUGUUGAGGUCACGACAAGCAGCACCCGUACCCACACUCGACAACGCAGAAGAACGCCGAGGCAUGCUGUCCGACCGCAUAGAAAUGUCCGAGAUAUGA